Molecule: messenger RNA, 954 nt
Organism: Hemisphaericaspora subhashii
Lineage: Eukaryota; Fungi; Ascomycota; Pichiomycetes; Serinales; Debaryomycetaceae
Gene: YUH2
Product: Yuh2p
Exons: 2
Coding region: 1-954 (317 amino acids)
Biological process (GO): protein deubiquitination; ubiquitin-dependent protein catabolic process
Cellular component (GO): cytoplasm
Molecular function (GO): cysteine-type deubiquitinase activity
Source: RefSeq, a predicted model, not a curated record
AUGUCAGAAGGAGGUUGGAAUACAAUUGACUCCGAUGCAGGAGUCUUCACCGAAUUAGUUGAGAAACUAGGAGUUCAAAACAUCGAAUUCAACGAUCUAUAUUCAAUCGACUCAUCAUCACUCCAUUCCCUCGCUCCAAUCCACGGAGUAAUCUUCUUAUUCAAAUAUGGAAAACUCGACCGACAAUUCGCCCAACAAGACAAUAAACCAAUCCAUGGCACCUAUGACCCAAACUACAUUGACAAUCAAAUCUUCUUUGCCCAACAAACGAUAAAUAACGCCUGUGCAACCCAAGCCGUCCUAAACGUCCUCUUCAACCUGGAAGGAAUCGAUCUCGGCCAAGAAUUGGAUAAUUUCAAACAAUUCGUCACUGGAUUCGAUAGUGAUAUGAUUGGGGAAACGAUUUCAAAUAGUGAUUUGAUUAGGACUAUACAUAAUUCAUUCUCGGCUCCGAGUAUGUUAGUGGAUGAGGAUAAACCGAAUCGAAAUCCUGAUGAGGAUGAUAAGAAUGACGGAUUGUUUCAUUUUGUGGGAUAUGUUUAUAAACAGGGCAAGAUUUAUGAAUUGGAUGGGUUGAAAUCUUAUCCUAUUGUGCAUGGAGAUUGUGGGUCUCAAGAGGAGUUUAUUGAAAAGUUGCCGGGGAUCAUACAGGAACGGAUUGGGAAAUAUGGGAAUGAUGAAUUGAGGUUUUCAUUAUUGGCAGUGACUAACAAUAAGUUGGAAGCAGCUAGAGAAAUCGGUGAUGAUGAAGAGAUUCAACGUCAAAUGCAUAAACGAGAAGUAUGGCAUCAUGAGAAUGAGUUAAGGAAACAUGAUUAUACUGGAUUGAUUGUACAAUUGUUAAAGAAUAUUAGUAAGGAGAAGACUGAUGAAGAAUGGGAAGAAUUAUUGAAAAAGGGUAGAAAACAAACUCAGAAUUUACUUGCUCAAAGAAUUGCCAAAUCCCAGAAAUGA